Brassica napus (rape) is the source of this 687-nucleotide messenger RNA. RefSeq lists its product as uncharacterized. NCBI's taxonomy places the organism in Eukaryota, Viridiplantae, Streptophyta, Magnoliopsida, Brassicales, Brassicaceae. The record is from RefSeq and is a predicted model, not a curated record. The coding region runs from base 107 to 637 and encodes 176 amino acids. The transcript is spliced from 3 exons.
GAAGAUGGAGUACCGGACUUUCUCCCUUCACACAAUACUGUCAACUUCAACAAUAAUCCAAUCUUUUCAAAGUGAAGACUGAAGAUUAAACUUGAAUAUAAUAAAAAUGGGAGAGGGGGAAAAAGAGGGAAAGUACUUUGCUUUUACAAUUUAUUUUGGUUUAUUUUUGAUUGUGGCAUUAGAUGUCGUCGCUGGUUUCGUGGCAAUGGAAGCCGAAGUCGCCCAACAAGAGGUGAAAACGAGGGCAUGGUCACUCGAGUGUAAAUCUCCAAGCAAAAAAGCUUUCAUGUUAGGGUUAAUAGCAUUAGGAUGUCUGUUAGCAGCUCAUUUCAUCACCGUUAUGAUAGGAUGCAUUAUCUCCGCUAUCAACAUUGCUGAUAGACUCCCAGGAUUCGAACAUACGACCUCGAGACGCAUCCACAUGGCCUGUAUUUCUCUCACUUGGAUCGUAGCAACUGCGGGAGCGGGGAUACUUACGAUGGGCAUAUGGAUGAACAGAGAGUCAAGACCAGAAUGUGGAUUCACAAACAAACAUUUUCUGUCUUUAGGAGGCAAAGUGUGUUUUCUUCAUGCCAUUGUCUCUGUCUUAAUGUAUAUAGCAUUUCUUAUCUCUUGUACUACUAUAAUUUUUUGCUAAACAAAUAUUUUAUUAAGGAUUUGGGUUUAAACUGAGCCGGCCCUAAUUUU